UUGGCCAUUUCAUGGAAACCCUAAAAAUAGAAAAGGGUGAGAGGAGUGGGGGAGGCUCUGCUAGGGUUUUUGCCCGCAGCCUCCCUCCACGGACGUCGACGGCGCGACGAACACUGCCAUGGCAUCGUCAUGGCUAAGGUGGACGGCCGGCUAUGCAGAGGGAAGGAGGAGAUAGCUAAAAAGGAAAACGAAGAAAGGGAGAGGGUGGUGGCCGCCACCGGAAAUCGUUUUCGACGGUGGUGUGCGGUUUGUCUCGGUCGGGCAUAGUAAAGGUCCGCGGAAAAGGUUAAAGGCUGACGAUGCCGCCACCGGAAAUCGCCUCCGACGGCAGCGCGCAGCAGUGCACGGUGACAUUUGCGGUGGCCAGAAAUCGCCUCCGGCAGCGGUGCAUAAUGGUGUUCACGGGAAGCACCGUUUUUCUGGAGCAUGCUCUUGGGGACAUGUUGGUGGCUAGGGCAGAGGAGCUCAGCAAGCUUGUUGGAGGAGAAAUAACCAUACAGAAGUGUAGGAUGGUAGAGAUCUUGGGUGCAGAGGAAAAGAUUGUUUUGUUAUUUUCUUACUAUGAUGACCAUACCUUGAUAUGCGAGCAAAUCAGGAGUAGGUGCUCUGCUGGACUGAGUGAGCUUCUUUUUGGUUGGGACUCAGGAGGAGGGCUGACGUUGUAUUUAGUUGAUUGGUAGCUUUUGACUACCUAGUUGUUGUAUAGGAUAUUAUUUCCCUACUUUCAGUUAUAUAUAGUAUAAGAUUGUUUUAGUUGUGUAUCCUCAAUAUAUAUAUAAUUGUUUAGUAGUGAGAUUUUAUUUUA
Molecule: messenger RNA, 805 nt
Organism: Cajanus cajan (pigeon pea)
Lineage: Eukaryota; Viridiplantae; Streptophyta; Magnoliopsida; Fabales; Fabaceae
Source: RefSeq, a predicted model, not a curated record